AUGAAUCCAUGGCUGCUUUGGAGCGCGUUGUCGCACACUGCUAGGUUAUCGACAGCUCUGCAGAUCUUGCUUUUCUUGCCAUUGACGCUAGCGACCCUUUCAACGCAAGCCUUCCUCUUGCUUUCACUUCUGCUCUCGAUCCACUCUCUCAUUCAUGGAACUCUCAUAUUACUCUGGGGAUCCAACGCGCUCUCCAUCAUGCAGGUGCCAAUGCACCCCUUCCUUCUUCUCGUCACUUUCAAUGCCUUCUCGCAGUCUGCACAGCCCUGGCUUGCCACUGCAGUCUAUUGGUGGGGAAAGCUCCUCACAUUUUGCGGCCCUUCCUACGUGGCCAUGGAGGGUCUAUCUAGUCUAUUGUUCGCGCAGAAAGCGGGCCAAAUAGGCAGAGGCAUUGCGGAUGAGGCAGAAAGUUACCAGUUCGUAAUUCUCAUCGUAACAGCAGCUGCAUUCGUUGCGGCUGCGUGGUGGGUCGUCAUUGCAUACCCCGCAGCUGCCGCAUCUCCUUUGUCGUCCACAUUGUUGGGUGUAGCAUUAACAGCAUUCCUAUUCCUCGUUCUCAUCGGUUUUCGGUUACGACGCACCAAUGUUGUCGAGGCCUCUCUCCUCGCACUCUUCCUUGCAUAUAACGUGUGGCUCUGCGGGUUUGAUCAAACAUCGUUCUCGGACCCUGCUUCCUCCUAUGCCCCUCUGCUUUCAAAUAUCCUUCCACAUUUACAGACACUUGUGAACUUCAUCACGAAUACCCUCCCUAAGCCUGUGCUCGUUGCGCUACUCUAUCGUCUUUCAAUAUUGCAAGUUGCAUCACGUAUUUUACCUACGAUCGGUGCUGACAACUGGGAAUCGGACCAAGGAGAGAUUGAUGGACGGCCGACCUCGAUUAUGACACGCAUCCUUCUAACAUAUAGACAACUAAUCUUUGUCAUGGUAUACUCGCACCUUCUUCUUCUAGAUCCCUCUUCACAAGUCUGGUGGCGAUGGGCGAAUAUCAUGUUUACUCUGUUCCUGUGGGCUGUGGAACUGGUGGUCAGCCCUGAUGGGGACGAUGAUUCGGCAAAGUGGAAGAUCGAUUAG
Suillus subaureus is the source of this 1071-nucleotide messenger RNA. RefSeq lists its product as uncharacterized. The transcript has 6 exons. The record is from RefSeq and is a predicted model, not a curated record. Gene Ontology annotation, biological process: endoplasmic reticulum inheritance; septin ring assembly. The coding region runs from base 1 to 1071 and encodes 356 amino acids. NCBI's taxonomy places the organism in Eukaryota, Fungi, Basidiomycota, Agaricomycetes, Boletales, Suillaceae. Gene Ontology annotation, cellular component: perinuclear endoplasmic reticulum; cortical endoplasmic reticulum; endoplasmic reticulum membrane.